UUUAGUUGUUAAACAAAAUAAACAAAACUCGGUAGGUAACAAAUAACAAUAUUGAACACCUACCUACCUAUUCCACGGACAUUGUAGUCACUAGACAGUAGACAGUCUCCUCUCGGCGGUCACUAGUCAGUAGUCGCCAGUCUGUCGUACCUAAAAUAUUAUUGUUUGGCUUCGAACUUCGAAGGAUUUCUUGUGGGGCGUACAUAGGUACUUGUAACGUUUUAUUCCCGGGACGACGACGUGCCUAUAGAAGAAGCUAUUUCAAGCUCUUGAAAUGGCGACUAGAUUGUGUUCAAAAUGUAUACAAUCCAAACUGUACACUAAUUAUUUAAAUUUAUCAAGAAACUUGAGUGUGUUGACCCAUGGCCAUCACAAAAGAGACACUGUUCACCAACGUAAUUUCCAGACGUCGCCUAGUUAUUGGAAUGUAGAAAACUCAGGAACAGGACGCAAGGGUGAUAAUACAGGUCAUACGGGAAUCGUUUGUCCAAAGUGCACAACUGCCAAUUUAGAGUUCUUUUUAACUUCUAAUCGAUUUUUGAGAUGUCAGCGAUGUUAUCAUAUAUUCAAAGUAAUUUCUGCUGAAGAAAAUAAUUUAAAAGAUGUAACAGAAGAACAAAAUAAAUAUAAACCACCACCAAUUCCAAAAGAAAUUUUUGUGAACCUUAAUAAGUAUGUGAUUGGUCAAGACUUAGCUAAAAAAGUGUUAGCUGUGGCAGUUUACAAUCAUUGUAAACGUAUUAUUCAUAAUAUUACAACACCAAAAAAGAAUGAUGUGAUUGAUCAACGGUUACUAGAUAAUUUACAAAAUUCAAGAGAGAAUUUAUCUAACAACCAUAUAUUUGGAAUGCCACAAAUGGAUAGUACAAAAAACAAUCAAGACGAAAUUAAAAUUACUUCAAUAUUUGAAGAUACACUGUUAGAAAAGAGUAACAUUAUAUUGUUGGGGCCUACAGGAUGUGGAAAAACAUUAUUGGCUCAAACAAUAGCUAAGCAAUUAGAUGUACCAUUUGCAAUUUGUGAUUGUACUAAUUUGACACAAGCUGGUUAUGUGGGAGAAGAUAUUGAAAGUGUAAUUGGAAAACUCCUACAAGCCGCUAAUUAUGAUGUUGAAAAAGCUCAAACUGGUAUUAUUUUCUUGGAUGAAAUUGAUAAAAUCGGUGCAGUGCCCGGAAUUCAUCAAUUGAGGGAUGUUGGAGGUGAAGGAGUCCAACAGGGAAUGUUGAAAAUGUUGGAAGGUACUGUUGUUAAUGUACCAGAAAAAAAUACCAGAAAACUUCGAAAUGAAACAGUUCAAGUUGAUACUACUAAUAUCCUGUUUGUUGCUUCUGGCGCAUUUACUGGUCUUGAUAGACUUAUAAGUCGCAGGACAAACCAAAACAGUCUGGGAUUUGGAGCAGAAAUUAAUAAUGAAAUGGGAAGUAGUAGAGCUGCUGCUGAAGCCGACCGUGUUGCUUCAACAACUUCAUACACUGAUAUUGAAAAGGAAAAUGCUGAACGAGAUGGACUAUUAAAAAAAGUUGAACCAAGAGAUUUAAUUCAAUUUGGAAUGAUACCUGAGUUUGUGGGAAGGUUUCCAGUUUUAGUUCCAUUCCACUCUUUAAAUAGAAACUUGCUUGUACGAAUUCUUACCGAGCCAAAAAAUAGUACAGUUAAACAAUUCAAAUUACUGUUUGGAUUAGACAAAGUUGAAUUAACAUUCACGGAUGAAGCACUUAGAGCGAUUGCCUCACAAGCCCUAGAAAAAAAAACAGGUGCUCGAGGAUUACGAGCAAUUGUGGAAUCCAUUUUGUUGGACCCAAUGUUUGAAAUACCUGGAUCUGAUGUAGUUAGUGUUCAUGUCACUGAAGAUGCAGUCAAUGGAAAAAUGAAUCCACAUUGUAUAAGAGGCCGUCCAAUUGAUGAAGGAGAAGCCAAAAUGGAUACAAGAGCUAAAGUUGAAUGAAUUAACAUUGUUUUUAAAAAUGUAUAUUAAAUAUUGUCAAAAACUACUAAAGUUUGUUAAAAAAUGAUAAAAACCUUCAUUCUAGAAACAUCUAUUUCUUGUUAAAUUAAUUUUGUUUAUUUAUCAUUAAAUUAUUUUAAUAUUUAGGUUUAAAAUGUUCUGUAAAUUGCAUUAUAAGAUUAUAGGUACAUAGUUUAUGUAUUAUUUGUGAUACUAUAUGAGAUAUAAGUAUUCAUAAAUAAAUCAAUUCUUAACAAUAAUAUUUAUUAUUAUUUUCUUUAGAAUAUUUAGUUAUAUUAUUAAAUAUCGACUUAUUUUUGGAUAUGUCAUAACCAUCGAUUCAUAUUAGGUAUGUUGUAUACUUGUGUCACUGAUUAUAAUUUAUAAAUAAUAUUUACAAUAUUUAUAAUCAAUGGUUGUAUGUAUAGUUAUUAUUAUUAUGCAAUAUUAAUAUUUAUUGAAUUUUAAAAAUAAAUAAUUUUUUUUCAAAGG
Metopolophium dirhodum (rose-grain aphid) is the source of this 2437-nucleotide messenger RNA. It is a transcript of the gene ClpX, whose product is annotated as ATP-dependent Clp protease ATP-binding subunit clpX-like, mitochondrial. Gene Ontology annotation, molecular function: ATP hydrolysis activity; ATP-dependent protein folding chaperone; ATP binding. NCBI's taxonomy places the organism in Eukaryota, Metazoa, Arthropoda, Insecta, Hemiptera, Aphididae. The coding region runs from base 275 to 1945 and encodes 556 amino acids. Gene Ontology annotation, biological process: protein folding; proteolysis; protein catabolic process. The transcript is spliced from 12 exons. The record is from RefSeq and is a predicted model, not a curated record. Gene Ontology annotation, cellular component: mitochondrial matrix.